Messenger RNA from Ixodes scapularis (black-legged tick), 2115 nucleotides. Its product is annotated as lysophosphatidylserine lipase ABHD12. The transcript has a single exon. Gene Ontology annotation, cellular component: endoplasmic reticulum membrane. Gene Ontology annotation, biological process: phosphatidylserine catabolic process; monoacylglycerol catabolic process. NCBI's taxonomy places the organism in Eukaryota, Metazoa, Arthropoda, Arachnida, Ixodida, Ixodidae. Gene Ontology annotation, molecular function: monoacylglycerol lipase activity; phosphatidylcholine lysophospholipase A1 activity. The coding region runs from base 33 to 1121 and encodes 362 amino acids. The record is from RefSeq and is a predicted model, not a curated record.
GUAUCACGCCCCACAAAGACCAAAGUAGAAUCAUGCUGAGAAAACGCAUCCUGCAGCAAGCCAGUGAAGCUCUAAGGAGUACCGACCGAGUUUCACGAACAACGCCACGAACUGCAUACUUCCGCUUGUUCAAAGGAAGCAAACGCUGGAUUCAGUUGUUGGGCGGGAUCCUCUUCCUGGUGUAUGGUGCUUUUCCGGCCGCAUUCUACUUCUCUGGCUGGUUCAGGAGGUUCCUCAUCUUCGGUCACUACAUCAACUGGCCGCCACUCAUCAACUUCAACGACACGGACGCUUACGAACUCCCCUACACUCGCUCCCUCUUCAUCGAGUCAGCCGACAACAUCGCCCUGGGCACCUGGCAUGUCAUGCCAAAGAGCGAGUGGCACCGUUGUGCAAAUGGGGUGCAUCCUGAUGCCGAGUUCCAGGACAGCAGACCGGUCAUCAUCUACUACCACGGACAUGCCGAAACUCGUGCGACAGACUACCGAGUUCAGCUGUACAGGCGGCUUUCGCAGAGCAUCGUUGAUGCCCAUGUCAUCGCCUUCGACUACCGUGGCUUUGGCGACUCCACGAACGUGAUGCCUUCGCGGCAUGGCGUUAUCCAGGACUCAUUGGCCGUCUACGAGUGGGUCAAGCGUAAGGUUCCGAACUCGAGGAUCGUCAUCUGGGGACAUUCCCUUGGGACCGGGGUCGCCAUCCAGCUUGGUGAGAUCUUUGCGAGGACUGGAGACAACCCGGCGGCCAUUGUCCUCGAAGCGCCGUUCAACAGCCUGGUGGAAGCUGCACUGCGGUGGCCUCUGAGCAUCCCGUUCCGCUACAUACCCGGCACACGGAAAAUCCUGGAGCCUCUGCUGGAAGAGGACACCAACUUUGAGUCGGAGCAGAAGGCCGGAACACUGACUGCUCCAGUAUUGGUCCUGCAUUCUAAGGAUGAUCCUCUGGUGCCCUACGACCUCGGGAGGAAGUUGUACGAAAGGUUGCAGCGGGACCGCCCUUCCCAUCUUCCAGCUGCCGUUUUCUACGACGUUGACAGCAGCGUGGGCCCAGGACACCGUCGGAUUUACAAGGAUCCAAAGUUCCCUGAGGUGGUGUCUGGGUUCAUUAAGAGCUUUGUGAGAUGAUUGGCGGCAUAGACGUACCGUGCAUACCAGAGUUAAUGGGAUCCUGCUUCGUGGUGUGCCCAAGAUGAACUGGUUGGAGUCUAGUCUACAUGCUAAGAUAUUGAUCACUCUAUGGAACUAGUAUAUAUCAAUUUGCCAUUCCUCUCAUUCAUUUACGAGUUUGUUGCCAAGUGUUCUUGCAUGGCCUUUUCUAUUUCUUUAAGUUGUUUUGUGUCAGGUAGUGGUUUAGACGUUAAAGUUACCAAAUGUAUGAAGUUCAUAUUAUGAGAUAAUGUUCUUUAGUACUGUAUUGUUAGUGCAAAAGGUUCAAGCCAAAACAUGCGAUAUGGGUCCAUAUACAUAUUGUUCCUUGAUUGCAAGAUAUGCUAUAUUUCUGCAACAUUUUGUUUGUUGCUCGUUGGAACCUGGUCGGGCUUUAUAAUGGCAGCUUUUUAAAAAUAAUUCUGAAACAAAAAUAAAGAAUGUUUAAACAGACUAUCCACUGAACUUAAGCAAAAUUUUCUGGAGUACUUUUUGAAGGUUCAUCUUUGUCAUUGGCUCUAGUGCAGAACUGUAUUCAUACAAUAAUUGUGUGCAAUUGCUGAUUCAAGUUUGGUGACCACUAUUUUCAAAAGUUUGCAGCAAGUAGUCUGGUUUAAUUUACUGCCGGUUGGAUUGAGUAGCACUGGCCAGUCGGUCUGCAAGACUGGAAAAUUGUGCUGAAAGACAAAUCGAAGGGCUCUAUUGUCAUAAAAAAAGGAGCAUGUGCUUGUUGAUGGAAUUAUCAAGAUUUCCAACUAGCUGGAACGCUAGAAACACGUGAUAGCCAUUUUAAGCUCUGUCACAAGAAGUGCUUGGUGAAUCCUUGGGCCAUAUGUUUGGAAGGAUGUACCAGAGGACACUUUACGGUAAAGUGGUUCCCUGCCAACCUAUUGCUAAGCCUACUGGUGACUUUAUGGUGAAGCCAGCAGUCUAGAGCCAGGACAGAUUACAAGGCAAGUUUAACGAAUAUUUG